This is a messenger RNA of Staurois parvus, 689 nucleotides long. The record is from the annotation of a GenBank genome assembly. Lineage: Eukaryota; Metazoa; Chordata; Amphibia; Anura; Ranidae.
GGUCAUGUGAUCAGCUGUGUCCAAUCACAGCUUAUCACAUGGGACAUGUACACUGAUCAUCAGGGCAAUGAUGAUCAGUGUGCCCUGAUGAUCAGUGUGGCCCCAGAAGUGCCACCUGUCAGUGUCCAUCAGUGCCAGCUGCCAGUGCUGAACAGUGCCAUGUGCCAGUGCCACAUCAAUGCCACAUAUCAGUGCCUACCAGUGCACAUCAAUGCCACAUAUCAGUACCCAUCUGAGCUGCCUUUCAGUGUCACCCAUCAGUGCCACCUAUCAAUGCCAAUCAGUGCCACCUAUCAGUGCUGCCAAUCAGUGCCACCUAUCAGUGCCAGUCAGUGCUGCCUAUCAGUGUGCAUCAGUGCUGCCUAUCAGUGCCCGUCAGUGCCUCCUAUCAGUGCCAGUCAGUGCCGCCUAUCAGUGCCGCCUAUCAGUGCCAUAUAUCAGUGCCGCCUUUCAGUGCCCAUCAGUGAUGCCUGUCAAUGCCCAUCAGUGCCACCUACCAGUGCCUCCUCAUCAGUGCCACCUAUCAGUGUCCAUCAGUGCAGACUAUCAGUGCCCAUCACUGCAGUCUCAUUAGCGCACAUCAGUGAAGGAGAAAAAUCACUUAUUUACUAAAUUUUACAACAAAAACUAAGAAAAAACAUUUUUUUUUCACAAUUUUCAGUGGUUUUUGGUUUGUUGAAGAAAAAUAA